CUGGAUAUAAUGAGGACUGGCCGUGGAUCAGACACGGCAGCAACUCCGGCGUCACUGUUCCCCGAAACCCUCACAGCAAAACUCAUUGCUCAAGCGCCGUCAGCUCCUGCAGGAUAUACUAUCCCGGCUCGGACCAAAAGCCAACAUACAUGCUUCGGUGGUCUGCAAGACAUGGAAGAAUUCCAGCCUCUUCCUUGGCUUUUCUAUCCAUCAGAAGAAGAAGAUGGAGAUUACAUUCUUUUUGACCCAUCAAGGUCUCAAAUAUAUAAGAAAAAUGUUCCAGAUUUAAAGGGCCAUAAAGCACUCUCUGUUUCUAGGGAUGGUUGGUUGCUUGUGGUAACAGAUCAUAAACCCUUCAAUUGGCUAUUCUUUCUUAACCUGUUUACACGUGAGCGUAUCUACUUACCCAAUAGGGCACGGUUUCUAAAUUGCUUAGCUUUCUCAGCCGCUCCAACAUCAACUAGCUGUUUGGUGGUCUCCUUCUCUCAAAACAGAAACAGAUUUUUGAUCUCUACUUGGACGCCUGGUGAAACCGAAUGGACCAUUCAUCACUACUCGAGGACACCGUCCAGUGGAAGAUGGAGCAAGUGCAUCUUCUCGAACGGUUUGGUCUAUGCUCUCAGUAACUGCGGCUUCCUCGGGGUUUUUGACCCGUGUAACGCAACGUGGGUUGUUCUUCCAGUGAAACCAUGGGGCUGUGCUGUCUUUUGUGAUAUAGUCGCUACCGGUAAGCAAGUGUUGAUGAUGGAACAUGAUGGAAACAUCUUUGUUAUGUCGGCUGAAAGAGGCAAAAAAACAACAACCGGUCGGUGUUUAAACUAA
This is a messenger RNA of Thlaspi arvense, 822 nucleotides long. The record is from the annotation of a GenBank genome assembly. Lineage: Eukaryota; Viridiplantae; Streptophyta; Magnoliopsida; Brassicales; Brassicaceae.